This is a messenger RNA of Dendrobium catenatum, 1289 nucleotides long. Its product is annotated as protein N-terminal asparagine amidohydrolase. Gene Ontology annotation, cellular component: nucleus. The coding region runs from base 112 to 1128 and encodes 338 amino acids. Gene Ontology annotation, molecular function: protein-N-terminal asparagine amidohydrolase activity. Lineage: Eukaryota; Viridiplantae; Streptophyta; Magnoliopsida; Asparagales; Orchidaceae. Gene Ontology annotation, biological process: ubiquitin-dependent protein catabolic process. The record is from RefSeq and is a predicted model, not a curated record. The transcript has 9 exons.
AAAUUUUGCCAAAAAUUUAAUCAAAGCCUCUUCGUUUCUCACGCCUCAACUGCGACGGUCGCUUCACCCCGCUACGCAUCCAGCAGCGUCUUCGCCGCCGGCGAAAGGGCCAUGAUCUACGUCGAUGGCCUUCCUCUUACGAGCACCGACCCUUCUUUUAAGGGUAGCGAGCUCUUAGUAUUUCUACUCGAACAUCCGACGCUGAUCGCUGCUUCAAAUCGCCUCAAGGCGAUGCCGGAGAAAGAUGUCCCGUUCUCUCCAGCGAAGUACUUGUAUGUGUUCCAGCGAGAGUAUGCGACCGUCGAUCCCUCACUCGUCGAGUUUGUGGGAACAGAUGAAGCAACAACUUGCGUCGGUCUGGUUAUAUGUAACCGGAAUACUAAAAUGAUCUCCAUUAGCCAUAUGGAUUUUGUAACAGUUGGUGACAUGGGCCUAACACAGAUGUUGUCUUUAGUUGUUGAUCAUGAUGUCGAUGCAGCUUUGGAUGUUCAUCUGAUCGGUAGCUUUGAGGAUAAACCUAUCCAACUGAUCAAUGGUAGCAAUCAAUCAGGAGGAAGAAAAAUCAUUCCAAGUGGUUAUUCAUUACCAUUAUGCUUGAAAAUUGUUGAAGCGUUGCAGCAUAGACGAGAAAAAUUUCAGCUCCAAACAUUUUGUGUUUUGUCACAUAACACCAAAAGAGACUUGAAUGGAAGUGCAAUGCCCAUCAUUAGUGGAUUUGUGGUUGAGACUUCUUCUGGAUCAGUAAUGCCUGCGUGCUUUGACAAAACUUCGAGAUGUCCAGAUGAAAUUGUUCGGAGGAUUCGGGUGACUGUCUCUUCUGAAGAUCCCUACUGGGAUGGGAAGUUACUGGAGACAUAUGACACGCUUUGUGAUAGAAUUGUGGUUGCACCUUGCACUUGGGUGCUAGAUUGGGGAAAGAUUGCUUUCUCUCUUCAACAGCUUUCUGAUUCUGAAAUUCUGAUGAGGUGUUCUACCUCUCCUGAUGCAGAAGCCCCUGAUUUUGUUGAGAAUGAAAGAAGAAUAUGGAGCUAUUUGAUAAAACACCCAGACUGGACACAUACUUUCCCAGGUCGGAAACCACGCAUAUUUGAGAGAAAUCCUACUGGAGGAUGGUCAAGGUGCAAAUAAUAAACAAAUAAUAUAUAUAUAUAUGCAUCUCCACUCUGUAUGGAAGCAACAGAUUAUUUGGUGGUAGACAAGAACUUGUUAGUUGUACCUGUUAAACAUUUACUAUUAUGGAAAACUAUUUAUAUUAUAGACCUAAAAUAGUAUAAUAUAUGUUUUUCAUA